UUUUGCUGUGCUCAUUCAUUUAAAGGAGCCUUUCACCUAAAUGCACGUAAAAAGCUUGUAAACAUUGCAUGAUAAAUGCGCUAAAGGUUUUGGACGCUAGACUGUGCCGAGGUGAAUUUCGAGGUUGUCUGGUUGUGAAUGAAAAUGCAUUACUCCAGCCUUCUUGGUUUGUUCAUCCUGUUAUCUGCUCUGUCAGGAUGUAACGCUGGUAAAGUUCUGGUCGUCCCUGCAGAUGGAAGCCACUGGAUCAAUAUGAAGGUCCUUAUUGUGGAGUUACAUUCAAAAGGUCACAAUAUCACUGUGGUUCGAGGUUGUAGAAGCUGGUACAUUGAGGAAAAGUCUCCUCUCUACACUUCUAUCACCGUAGACACUGGAAAGCAUGACGAUGACUUUAUAGUGAACUUUCUCCCCCGUUUACUCCAGAUCCAGAGACAAGGAAGAUCAUUUUGGAACGAAAUGGCACUUGCUGAAGAGUUUUAUAGCAGAUUUAGAGAAAUUCAACAGCAAAUAUGCAAUAUGACAGCUACAAUGUUUGAAAAUGAGAUCUUAAUGAAUUCAUUAAAAGAUGCUACAUAUGAUAUUGUACUUACGGAUCCUGCUUUUGGAGGUGGAGUGUUACUGGCGCACCGCCUUGGCCUCCCUCUUGUGUUUAAUGUCCGCUGGACCAUGUAUGGUGAAGGUCACUUUGUUGUAGCUCCAUCUCCUCUCUCAUAUAUUCCUGUUACAGGGUUACUGCUAACUGACAAGAUGACAUUCAGUCAGAGAGUAAGAAACGUGUUGACAUAUGUAGUGUUUUUUUAUAAGCAUUCCAAGUACUUUGGUUCUCCUUACCAAGAGUUCUCUCAGAAGUAUUUUGGCCCCAAUGUUGAUUUCUUCUCCCUCCUCCAGAAUGCAGAUAUCUGGCUCAUGAGAAAUGAUUUCAUUUUUGAGUUUCCACGACCCACAAUGCCAAAUGUUGUCUACAUGGGUGGCUUCCAGUGCAAACCAGCUAAGCCACUUCCAGAUGAACUUGAGAAGUUUGUGCAGAGCUCAGGAGAGCAUGGGGUCAUCAUCAUGACUUUAGGAACUGUUUUUGGACAGCUUCUGAGUGAAAUCAAUGAUGAGGUUGCUGCAGCUUUUGCCCAACUGCCUCAAAAGGUUAUUUGGAGACACACAGGACCACGACCUGCCAAUCUUGGUAACAAUACUCUGAUUGUUGACUGGAUCCCACAGAAUGACAUGCUUGGACAUCCUCAAACUAAACUGUUUGUAGCACAUGGAGGCACCAAUGGAGUUCAGGAAGCCAUCUACCAUGGAGUGCCUAUUGUGGGCCUUCCUUUAGCUUUUGACCAACCUGACAAUCUCUCCAGGAUGCAAGCAAAAGGAACAGCAAAAAUUGUAGAUAUUGCAACUUUAGACAGGACUGUUUUUCUUGAUGCAUUAAAGGAGGUGUUGCAUAACCCAUCUUACAAGGAGAACAUGCAGAGACUGUCCAAGCUGCACCAUGACCAGCCAAUGAAACCUCUUGAUCGUGCCGUCUUCUGGAUUGAGUUUGUCAUGAGGAACAGAGGAGCUCCUCAUUUACGAACACAGUCUUUCAGAAUGUCCUGGAUUGAGUAACACUCUAUAGAUGUUAUUUUGACUUUAAUGGCGACACUUUUCAUUUUUGUCUUUGUCACUGUGUAUGCAAUUAGAUAUCUUUUUAGAGUUUGUAUCAAAAAUAAAAUAAAACAUGAGUGAUGCACAGGUAUGACAUAGCAUACACAUCUCCUGAUUGUGAUAGCAUGUGUUUUUAUGGGAAUCUGAAAUGAUUUAUUUAUUUUUUUUAAAUAAAUGUCUCUUGAUUGUAAAUGAAAAAAUAAUAACGAUAAAUAUCCACUGCAUGAGAUUGAAAAGUAUAAUUCAAAACCAAUUAAGUAUUCUCUCUGAUAUCUUGGUAAUUUUAUACUAACAGUUUAAAAUUGCAUGUUUGGUUGUUAGCGUUCAAUAAAUAAUUUUAUUGGGACCUGCUACACUGAAGGUUUCUCUUUAUCAGUUUUGGUUAAGCUUUUGUCUGUCCAAGUACUAAAAUAAAACAUGAAUUAAAAAUGAAAGCUGAUAAAUACACACACAUUAACAAUUUUCUGUUUCUGCUACAUAGUAAAACUCUGAAAAGUCUGUUGUUGAUGCUAACUGCAUUUCCUAACACUUACAGAGGUAGUACCUAGCUUUAUUUUUAAAUCAGUAUGAGAGUAUUUUGAUUGUUUUCGAGGAUUCGUUCACCCAAAAAUUAAAACUCUGUCAUCAUUUACUUACUCUCAGGUCAUUCCAAUCCUGUAUGACUUUAUUUCUUCUGCCUAACAACCUAGCAGUUUUACAGAUUAUACACUGAAAGUAAAUAGUAUUAUGUUUUGAACACACAGUUACAUGAUAUUUUUGGGACAAUAAUAGUUAUUUUAUUUAUUUUUGUAUUUUGUGAAAUCUUGUGUACUCUAUUAAUUCACUUUAA
Molecule: messenger RNA, 2467 nt
Organism: Cyprinus carpio (common carp)
Lineage: Eukaryota; Metazoa; Chordata; Actinopteri; Cypriniformes; Cyprinidae
Product: UDP-glucuronosyltransferase 2A3-like
Exons: 2
Coding region: 139-1599 (486 amino acids)
Molecular function (GO): UDP-glycosyltransferase activity
Source: RefSeq, a predicted model, not a curated record